UUGUUAACAUGUCUGCAAAUGUGUCUGAGAGCUCUGGCACUGGUGAUGCAUCUUCUUCCUCGACCACCCUCGACCCUCUCUCUUCCUCCUCUCCGGUCCGGCUACCUGCCGUUCGCCUGGCCUGCUGCCUACCUACCGUCGCCAUGGCGUCUUCUCAGCUGCUGCCCGCUGCCUCAAGCUUGGGCGACCUGCCCAGGGACGCACUUGUUGAAAUCCUUCUUCGCAUCCCGGCCAAAGAUCUAUGCCGCCUCCGCGCCGUCUGCCCGUCGUGGCGUGCCCUCACCUCCAGCCCGCUGUUCGUCGCGGAGCACAAGUCCCGCCACACAGCUCCACUCCUCGUUGUGGCCUACCGCGACCAGGACAUAGCCAACGGUGUCGAUGUUGUCGACUUGUCCGGCAACAUAGUCAAGCGGAUUCCGAGCAUAGAGAGUGACAUCGUUGUUGAGGACGAGUCAGGCCAUGUCUUUGCCGUGUUUCCAGUCAGCCACGACAGCAUCAGUGUUCUGCGCACCCGUCUUGAUCGCAUCUGCUUCACUAGGAAGUUGUACCCUCUGGGCCUAUGGGUACUUAACCCGGCCACCGGGGUUACUCUCGUCUUGCCACAGUGUCACUCGGAGGAAUUGGCGCAUGAUGAUGAAAUACGGGCGAAUUAUGGGCGUGGACAAGUGGAGUCAUGUGCUUUGGGACAGGUUUCUUCCACCGGAGAGUACAAGGUGAUCCGUAUAGCUACUAUUGGUGACAGACAGCUGUGCGAAGUCAUCACCCUUGACGGCGCAUACUGUGGAAAAUGGAGAGGAAAGCAGAGUCCUCCAGCCCUAGUCUUUGCCAGUCGCGGUGAACACAUGAGAUGUGCCGUCGUGGAUGGAGUGGUGUAUUUCUUGAUGGAUUUUUACACCAAUUAUUUCAGUACAGGGGUGCUAACCAUUGAACCCGGCAGCAUAGCUUCGUUCAACCUUGAGACAGAGGAGUGGAUGGGUACUCUGCAGGGUCCGGGACCUGUACGCACGUUUGUUGAGGACCAUGAGAAUUUCUGUUAUGCGCAUCUCAAUCUACAGUUGUCAUUGGCUGAACUGGAUUUCUCCCUAGUGACAGUUCACAACAACCAUAACAUCUCUAUGGACUUGUGGUUCCUGACAGAUUUUGAGAAUGCAAUCUGGGAGAAGAAAUACUAUUUUCUUCCACCUAUUGCUCAUUUGGGUGUGCAUCCUUUUCUGGUACUACAUGAUGGGAGGAUCUUGUUUUCUCAUGCAGGGGGACUUCUAAAAAGCUAUGAUCCAAAAACCGGAACUUACGCUGAUGCAUUGGAAGUGAGGGAUUCCAGAUCCAUUGGCAUAUACACGGGAAGCCUGCUGAGUCUUUAGAGCUACUUUUACUGCUGAGCCAGGAACCUAGGACAUCGCGGACUGCUGAUGGAAGAUGCAUAUUUGAAAAGAAGUUCAUGUCACUGGCCAGGGCAAUUUUCAAGCUUUUGUCUUCUCCACUACUUUCAUAUAAAAUGCAAAGGAGGGCAUGGGGCCGUUCUAUGAUGAAGUAGAAAACUCCGAAUCUCUAAAGAUCGAGGCUUAUCAUGACAAGUGUGUGUUUGCCAUUGUCAUGGACUUUAGCUAGUUACUUGGGUUUUACAGAAUAUUGGUCUUGUGACUAGUAGUGUAUUCUUUUCCCAGACCUGCUCUUAUGUUGAUGUCGCUUAGAACAUGUUCUCCUUUUGCCCCCUAUGAGGUUAUGAAGCUUAUUUCCAAACAUAUACAUUAUUGAAGAAACAUAAUGAUGUAGACUAUGCAGGCAGUCUGCAGUCUGCAGUCUGCAGUUUGGCAGUAAAACUCUUCCGCAGUUCCUCCAUUCCAAAAUGAUCUUGUAGUUUUUUGGGUAGCUUUUGGGAACUGCUCGAUUCAUAUGUAGUUGUGCUUGUGUUCACACUGGGUUAGAAGAACUUUAAGAUGUUGUGUAGAUUUGGGACAGUAUAAGCAUCUGUUGAAUUAA
This is a messenger RNA of Lolium rigidum, 1980 nucleotides long. Its product is annotated as F-box/kelch-repeat protein At3g23880-like. Bases 9 to 1361 code for a protein of 450 amino acids. Lineage: Eukaryota; Viridiplantae; Streptophyta; Magnoliopsida; Poales; Poaceae. The transcript is spliced from 3 exons. The record is from RefSeq and is a predicted model, not a curated record. Gene Ontology annotation, molecular function: protein binding.